CCAAAAUCUUCCAAUUUCUGCUGCUACCCGUUUUCUCUUUCUACGUUCAGAAAUCAUCCAUUUUCAAGAUUACAAACCCAAAACUUGAUCAUGACAAUGCAACAGGAUCACCAAUCAAAGAUCUUCUACGAUCUAUCAAAUCUCAUCCUAAACCUUCUACGAUAUCCUCCAACAACGAUCUCUUUAUCGGAUCAUCGCCAGAUCGUUAGAAGACCUCCACCAACGUUACCCCCGAUUUCCCCCGCUGGGUUCGCGUCUAUGAUGCUUGGAAUGUCUUUGGCCUUGAUGUUAUGUGGGUCGAUUACGUUUUUCAUUGGUUUCCUUUUGAUGCCUUGGGUGAUCGGAUUGAUUAUGUUUUUAUAUCUUGUUGGAGUUGUUUCUACUUUUUCAAUGCUUGGAAGGGCUAUUUUUUGUCACACUAUCACUGAUCCUCCUUCGUCUUCGACUAAAGAUGUUCCUGCUUGGAAGCUAUUGUGAGUUGGGUUUGGACCUUGCUCAAUUUGCAGCUUGGAAGUUCUCGUGAAUGGUUCUGGACCGUAAUCACGACCUACCUCGUGUUUCAGCAGGACUCUCGAGUUGCGUCGUGCGUACAUGAAAAGAAAACGGAAGUAGUAGCAGUAAUAUAUAUUUUUUUUUUGGAAAUUAUUAUUGAAACAUAUGGUGGGAUAUAAUAUUUGAUGUAUAGCUCCUCUUGUGUUUCCCUUCAUUUGCAAAAGAACAAAAAAAAGAAGAGGAAAUCUCCUCCUUGUUUGUAUUCACUCUUAUUGAAUAAGAUCUUGAAAAACACAUACAACUAUUUCAUUU
This is a messenger RNA of Impatiens glandulifera, 804 nucleotides long. RefSeq lists its product as uncharacterized. The transcript has 2 exons. The record is from RefSeq and is a predicted model, not a curated record. NCBI's taxonomy places the organism in Eukaryota, Viridiplantae, Streptophyta, Magnoliopsida, Ericales, Balsaminaceae. Bases 91 to 477 code for a protein of 128 amino acids.